Galendromus occidentalis (western predatory mite) is the source of this 1554-nucleotide messenger RNA. RefSeq names its product monocarboxylate transporter 12. Bases 31 to 1497 code for a protein of 488 amino acids. Gene Ontology annotation, molecular function: monocarboxylic acid transmembrane transporter activity. Gene Ontology annotation, biological process: transmembrane transport. NCBI's taxonomy places the organism in Eukaryota, Metazoa, Arthropoda, Arachnida, Mesostigmata, Phytoseiidae. The record is from RefSeq and is a predicted model, not a curated record. The transcript has 11 exons.
GAGGUCAAUAGAUCGAGAUCCCGCGACAAAAUGAUUUUUUCUUCGAUUCCGGCGACGGGGCCUGACUCCCGGCGGAGUUUCAUGACGGCUGCCCUACUGACACUCGUCUUGUGCAUGUCAUCGUCAGGGUUCCGCUCAGCGGGAUUUCUGUACAUCGGAAUUAUGGACACGAUGAAAGUUUCACGCGGGGAAGCGUCAUGGCCUCUGAGUCUGAUCGGCGCGGUGACACAUCUUUCCGGUGUGAUAUCGGGACCUUUGUGUCAGAUGUACUCCCCGAGGCCUCUCCUCUUGAUCGGGACGCUCAUUGCCUCCUCUGGCAUGAUGUUGUCGUCAAUUGCACAGAACGUCUUCCAACUCACGGUCACCAUGGGUCUCGUCUAUGGACUCGGGAAUGGGCUAGUUCUGACUACGACCAAUAUCUUCAUCACUCAACAUUUCGUAGAAUAUCGCGCGAUCGCUUUCGGCAUCGUAUAUGGAGGCUCGACCUUAGCCUCCGUCAUAUUCCCCACAUUGCUCCUGUGGCUGAGCGGAUUUUUCGCGUUCAACUACGUGCUCCUCACACUCGGAGGCAUACUGCUGAAUAUGUUCGUUCUCAGUUUGUUGGUUUACGAACCGGAAUACAUCGUUCAGAUGAAGAAGGAAGUCGCUGCCGACAGCACACAGAAGAGGGGAGUAAGUCUCGACAUGAUAAAGUCCUUGAUGACAACAGUUCCUUUCUACGUCUUACUCAUUUCGAACAUAGCUCUUCAAUGGGCCUUCGAUGCCUUUAUGACUACUCUCGUGGACUUCGCCAUGGACAAAGGUUGCACUUUGACGCAAGCCGUCGACCUCCUACCGUGGUUCUCCGUCGCUGAUUUCAUUGGACGGGUUAUAAUGCCAAUCGCCUGCGAUCGGGGUCUCAUCAAACGGCAAAACUUGAUCACGAUCUCCUACACCAUGUGCGGCGUGGGGUUGUCCACUCUGCCGCUUUCUUAUGACUACCCCUCGUUGGUGUGCGCGAUCCUGUUCAUGGGUCUUUUCAUGGGGACCUCCUUGGUGUUGUUCGCUUGUAUGGUUGGAGACUUUGUCGGGCUGGAACGACUCCCGAUAGCCUUCGCAAUCCUCGGUGUUUCUAAUGGAAUGUUCUUCUUCUUGAAACCCACUUUUUUCGGAUUUUUCCGGGACAAUAUAAAAUCCUACGAUGGAAUGUUUUGGUUCUGUUCCUCCCUCGGUUUAUUCACCGGCUUCAUGUGGAUCGGGCUCCUCAUCUACCUAAGACGACAGGGCGCGGAAGAGGAAAAGUCUGAUGUGGAGCUCAGCACGAGAGAAGCGGCCGCUUACAGCGCAGCCGCAGCUGUGGCACCCUCGACCGCUUUAGAGGCUGUUCGCCGAGGUUCCAUGCUCUCCGCUUGUUCCAACAUUUCGUCACCCGAAGGACUGUACGUCAAGACUCGCAUGUCGGUUGCGGUAGAUAACUUGGCGUACGUUGCUGAAGAAACUUUCGAGCAAAGACUUUGAAUUGAGAACGGAAUAAAAUAAAUAAACCCGCAUUGAAGCGAGUUUCAUUCGAAUUAA